This is a messenger RNA of Funneliformis geosporum, 521 nucleotides long. The record is from the annotation of a GenBank genome assembly. Lineage: Eukaryota; Fungi; Glomeromycota; Glomeromycetes; Glomerales; Glomeraceae.
AAUUUUUGGCUAAAUUAAAAACUUUAACUUUAUAUCCGCCAGCCUUAAUUAGUGAAGAAAAAAAAAGCAACUUUCUCAAGGAAGAAAAUAGAAAAUUAAUAAAAAAUUGUUUCGGAAAACCCUUAGCGAGGUGCUUACAAGAAAGUGCUAAUUUUAAGCAAAAAAAGUUAAAAAUUGGCUUAAUUACUGGAAAGAUUUCACCUUCCCAAAAAACGGAAUUUAUUAGUGCUUUUCAAAAGGGAGAAAUUAAAAUUUUACUGUGUAACAUUCAAAGUGCGGGAAUGGGCUUAAAUUUGAGUCAAGCCGAUAUUGCCAUUUUUGCCGACCGUAGUUAUUCGCCGGCCGAUAAUGAGCAAGCCGAAGCACGUUUUCUCCCUACCCAAGAUAGCGAAAAUCCUAAAUCACGCCUAAUUAUUGAUUUAAUUUGUAAGGGGACGAUUGACGAAAAAAUUUCCAACCUUUUAAAACGAAAAAAAGACAUUACUAAAAUAAUCACUACUAAUUUAGAAUAUUUGUUGUAG